AUGUCGUACGGGAAUAAUAGAAACCAACACCAACAGCAACAACAGCAGGAUAGUAAUGUGUAUGUUACUACUUCAGGUGGUGGCAGGAACGCUCCAAAACAGAUCCAUGUGGCUCAUAGACGGUCGCAGAGUGAACUUACCAAUCUGAUGAUCGAACAAUUCACAUUACAGAAACAAUUGGAGAUGGUUCAACAACAACAGCAACAGUUGUUAGCACAACAGCAGCAUCUUGCAAAACAACAACAACAAGCUCAGCAACAGGCAGCUGCGAGCUCAGGCCAUUAUUACUCGAACUCAAAUUCAAAUGCAGCAAACCAUGGGUUUAUACCUCCUCAAAAUUAUCCAUCCUAUCAACAACCUCAAUUGCAACAGCAACAAGGUAAUAGAAGUAGGACCCAUUCAAGAAAUAAUUCGGGGUAUUACCAAAAUACUUAUGAUGUUCUAGCUAACAACAAUAAUGACUCUAUUAGUAGCAAUACCAAUGCGAAUAACAAUAACGAUACUCAUAGAAGAACAGGCUCUUCAUCAUCGGGUGUCUAUGGUCACUCUAGAAGACAUUCGUUAGGAUUGAAUGAGGCUAAGAAAGCAGCUGCGGAAGAACAAGCAAAGAGAGUAGGUGUUAAUGUGGAUAUUAGAAUAGAAGAUACAGGUAAAGAAAGUAUCGAGGGCUCUUCAGUAUCAUCUCCAUCAUCUACUGAACAAUCUGCAUUUAAAUUUCCACCACCUCAGCAAACUACUAAUGCUACUACUAUAACUAAUACUAGUAGCAACUUGGCUCCUCCAAAUGCCUUUAAGUUCCCCCCACCUCAGCAAAAUGCUACUACUACUUCCACUACUGCAGCACCUUCAACAAAUAACGAUGAUGAUUUUAUUCCAACUUCAAGCACUCAUCGUCGUUCACGUACUAGAAAUAGUGAUUUAUCACCAGGUAUUAAUUCCAAUUGGAGAAACCAAUCUCAGGGACCACCACAACAUCAACAUCAACAGUCCGGAAAUUUCGGACAUUUCAACCAACAACAACAACAACAACAACAACAACAGCAGCAGCAGCAAUCUCCAUACCGCCAUAACAAAUCAUCUUCAAGAGAUUAUAAUUCAUUUGGUGCUUUGGAACCACCACCAUUUUUCCAAGGUCACAAACAUCGUUCAUCAAAUUCCUCGGCAUUCAAUAGUUUCUCUUCAAAUAAUGGGAACCAAAAUGGUCGUAAAUCUCUUUUUGCUCCAUAUCUACCUCAAGCUAAUAUCCCACAACUGAUCGAAGAAGGAAAAUUGGUAGCAGGUAUCAUAAGAGUCAAUAAGAAAAACAGAUCUGAUGCUUGGGUAUCCACUGAUGGUUCAUUAGAUGCAGAUAUUUAUAUAUGUGGUUCAAAGGAUCGUAAUAGAGCUCUAGAAGGUGACUUGGUGGCCGUUGAACUUUUGGUAGUAGAUGAAGUUUGGGACUCUAAGAAGGAAAAAGAAGAGAAGAAAAGAAGAAAAGAUGCAUCCAUUCAACAAGAUAUUAUCCCAUUAAGCGGAAAUGAUGAUUAUCAUAACGAUGCUUCCGCUAAUGCAGCUAAUGCCACUGAACUUUCAUCAAAUGCCAAUGAUAACAACACUUCUUCUCCUUCUACAUCACAUGGUAGUAAUAACAAUAACAGCAGCAUCAACAGCGAUGACCAUAUCAUCUCUACAAGUGGAAUGAAUUCGUUAUCCAGGGGAUCCGGUGAUUCCGAUGGUCAUGCUACUUCAAUUAAAAGAAGAGGUUCAUUGAAACAACGUCCUACUCAAAAGAAGAAUGACGAUGUAGAGGUCGAAGGUCAAUCUUUGCUACUGGUGGAAGAAGAAGAAAUCAAUGACAGAUUCAAACCUUUAUACGCUGGCCAUGUUGUUGCGGUCCUUGAUAGAAUUCCAGGUCAAUUGUUUAGUGGUACAUUAGGUCUAUUGAGACCUUCUCAGCAAGCUCAAAAACGUAAUAACAAUAAAAACAACAAUAAUGAUGAUGACAAGGAUAAGGAUAGAGAGACAGAUAACAGACCAAUUCAAGCACCAAAGAUUGCUUGGUUUAAACCAACAGACAAAAAAGUUCCAUUGAUUGCAAUUCCAACCGAGUUGGCUCCAAAGGACUUUGUUGAAAACGCAAGUGCUUACGCUGAUAAACAAUUCGUCGCCUCCAUUAAACGUUGGCCAAUCACAUCUUUACAUCCAUUUGGUAUCCUUGUAUCUGAGCUUGGUGAGAUUAAUGAUCCAAACACCGAUAUCGAUGCCAUCCUAAGAGAUAAUAACUUCUUAUCAAAUGAAUACCUAGAUUCCAAGGAUCCGACCAGGGAAAGAAGUAUCUUCCAAGCAAGCUCGGUAGCUCCAGAGAAUUUGGCCAAACGUGUAAGAUUUGAUUUAGCUAAUGAUUAUAAUGUCAUUGCCACUACAUUCAAUAAUCAAUAUGCUGAGUUUGCUGUCCAUGUUAAACACGAUAGAACCCAUAAUAUUAUCGAAUUAGGGUGUCAUAUUACAGACGCUACUGAACAAAUAGAAGCUAAUUCAUCACUCGACAAACGUGCAAGAAAAAGAUCAACAAGUGUCUUCAUGCCUCAAAAGACUGUCAAUUUAUUACCUGUGGCUGUAAAUGAAGCUCUAACAUUAGCACCAAAUAAAGAAAGCCCAACAAUCUCAAUCGUAUUUGCUUUGGAUGCAGAGACAUUAGCUGUGAAAUCAACUUGGUUUGGUGAAUCGAUCGUGGUUCCUUCUGACAUCAAGACCAUCAAAGAAGUUGAAGAUGAAGUAGAUUCUUCACCAGAGAUUAACUUGUUACGUAAUAUUGCUACUCAUUUUUACCGUACAAGAAUUAAUUCAACAACGGCUACUCUAGAACCAUCCUUGUCACUAUUCGAAUACCUAGAUGAUGAAAAGGUUAAUGUUGAUUUAAACAUAUUACAAAGAAGUUUAGGUUUCUUAAUUAUAAACGAAAUCCAACGUAAAGUGAAUAGUUCUGUUGCCGAAAAACUUUAUUCAAAAUUGGGUGAUAAUGCAUUUUUAAGAAGACAAACACAGCCAAUCGCAACAAAACUCUUAUCGUUUAAAAAUAAAGUUAACAAGUUCGGUCAUACCAUAGAUGUGACCUCAUCCGAUACAGUGAUUAAUUCUAUCUUAGACAUCAAAGAUCCAAAUGUUAGACAAGGUGUAGAAGUGUUACUUUUCAAGACCUUUUCUAGAGCCAAAUAUUUUGUUGCAGGUAAAGUUGACCCAGAUCAAUUUGGCCAUUACGCUUUAAACUUACCAAUUUAUACACAUUUCACUAACCCAUUAAGAAGAUAUGCUGACCAUAUGGCACAUAGACAAUUGAAGGCCAUUAUCAAUAAUAUUCCAUACGAAGAAGAUAUCGAAGCAUUAAAGAUCACCUCUGAAUAUUGUAAUUUCAAGAAGGAUUGUGCAUUCCAAGCUCAGGAACAGUCAGUUCACUUGCUAUUAUGUAAGACGAUCAACGAUAUGGGCAAUUCAACUGGUCAACUAUUAACUAUGGCUACCGUAUUACAAGUGUAUGAAUCCUCAUUUGAUGUGUUGAUUCCAGAGUUCGGUAUCGAGAAAAGAGUUCACGGUGAUCAAUUACCUUUGUUUAAGGCCGAGUUUGAUGGUACUAAUAAAAUUUUGGAAUUGAAUUGGCAACCAGGUGUUGACAGUGCUACUUUUGUUCCAGCUGACGAAAAAAAUCCGAAGUCCUAUAGAAAUUCUAUUAGAAACAAGUAUAAGUCUACUACAGCCGAAAUUGCAAACAUAGAAUACGAGCAAACUAAAAAUGGAAAUAACAUGAUUAGUGAUGAUUUAGGUAAGGAACUGGCCAAGUUACAUUUAGAAGUGCCUCAUUUGAAGCUUGCUAAACACAAUCAAACAAAGAAGGAUGCAUUAGAAUACUUUAUUGAUACCACUACAAUAAGAAAAGAAAAAGAAAAUUGUAUUCAGGAGAUUCACGAGUUACAACAAGUUCCUGUAUUAUUAAGAGCCGAGGUAGGUAUGGCGUUACCAUGUCUAUCCGUUCGUGCAUUGAAUCCUUUUCUAAAGAGGGGUGAGUAA
Molecule: messenger RNA, 4041 nt
Organism: Maudiozyma barnettii
Lineage: Eukaryota; Fungi; Ascomycota; Saccharomycetes; Saccharomycetales; Saccharomycetaceae
Gene: SSD1
Product: mRNA-binding translational repressor SSD1
Exons: 1
Coding region: 1-4041 (1346 amino acids)
Biological process (GO): mRNA catabolic process
Cellular component (GO): exosome (RNase complex); P-body
Molecular function (GO): RNA binding; 3'-5'-RNA exonuclease activity
Source: RefSeq, a predicted model, not a curated record